This is a messenger RNA of Plasmodium cynomolgi strain B, 5091 nucleotides long. RefSeq lists its product as hypothetical. The record is from RefSeq and is a predicted model, not a curated record. The transcript has 2 exons. Bases 1 to 5091 code for a protein of 1696 amino acids. Lineage: Eukaryota; Apicomplexa; Aconoidasida; Haemosporida; Plasmodiidae.
AUGAGAAAAUUUUCUAUAAUCCGAAAAGUAAAUGAAAAAAAAAAAUUCCACUUUAAAAUAAAAUUCGUCCGUUUUGAUUUUCAAAGCACGACUGAAGUGCCAUUUGUGGAAGAAAAUGUGAAGCUGAAAAGGAUAAAUGAAAAACUGCUGUCCUUGUUGAAUAAGUACAGGUGUGCAUAUUUGAUGUCUCUCGAUCUUGUUAACUUUUACGAAGAUGUAAUCAGAAGGAGAUGCAAAGAAAAUGGAGGGAAGGAUCUUCUGGAGGGACUAAAGAGGAGGAAGCAGUUGAAUGACACAUGGGAGGAAGAAGUGGUCAUAAGAAAGAAAUUAAAAAUGAAGUUACCCAGGAAUGAAGCGUCUACUGAGGUGACGCUGUGUGGAGGCAUCUGCGAGGGGGUAGACAGUGCGGGGAGCGCUUCCCCCCCGUUGGCAGGGAGGGAAGACUGCAGUGAUGAGAGGGAUAGUUCGGGAGAUACUCCCGUAGACACGUCCGUAGAAAUGACCGUAGAAACGCCCGUAGAUACGCCCAACGCCCCGCACACGAUUCCCCACCAAGGGAACCAGUCCGGCCAUGGAAGCUCCAAUGCCAUCAUCCACGAAAGGAACAAAUCGAACUACGUAAACCUGGGGGCUCUAGAUUUCAGUGCAUACAAAGAAGACUCGGAAGGUUACGUAAAGUACUUCGAAAAAAAGAAAACACAAUUGAGUAAUGAUAAAGUGAACACAGAAUUAAGUUACAACAACGCUGGUAGGCAGCUACACCAGUCUGAGUUCAGGAAACGACCUCUCUUCAAUCAGUCUGUAUAUGGGUCUAAACAGAGCAUAAUUAAAGCCUCUUUCAAUAGGGCGCUCCCCUUUAGCCAUAAAAGCAUAUACAUGGACAAGCACCCCAAAUUUCAGGGCGCCAGAAAGGAAGACCUUCUCACUAACAGGAGUGUGUAUGUUAGUAGUGGCAGCGGCGUUGGAAGUGGUAGCGGCGUUGGAAGUGGCAGCGGCGUUGGAAGUGGCAUCGGCAUUGGCAUUGGCAGCGGCAUCGGGAUGAGUAACCUGUUGAGUAAAAAUGUGGGCCUUCCAAGAAAAGUUGUAAAAAGUGAACUACACAAAGGGGGGGGAUUCAUUGCGCCGUCCCACAGGCCAAUAACUAACUUGAAUAAAAGCGUUUAUGUAGACACAAAAGGGGCCCAUAACAGGGGCAGCAAUUUAAGCGAAGGACUGGGUGGGACCAACAAGGCUACACUGCUAAGUAGGGAUAACAUGAAAAAUGGCGAAAGCGCUUUGAGCAAAAAGGGCAGCUUGGUGGGCAGGCCAAACGGGUUGCAAAAUAGCCUUUACGUGAAGAGGAUGAACUCUACCAUCGGUGGAAGUGGUGGAAGCGGUGGUGUCGGUCACGGCGUUCACGGCGUUCACGGCGGUCACGGUGGCAGUAGCGGUGGUCCCAUCAGCUUUUCCCCCUCCCAUGUCAGCAAGGGCGCCCCAAACAAAAGCGUGUACUUGAGAAGCAACACACUCUCGAUUAGCAACAAAAAGAGGAAAACAAGCGAAGGGGGAGAAAUUUUCAAAUGUUCGUCGGCGAAAGAUAAAGUUAAAGCUGAAGGGAAAGUCACUCACUUGCACGAUGGGAUGGCGGCUGAGGGGGAAAAGACGUCCAUAGUUGAUGGUUGCGUAGAGGAGAAAAAUAACCUAGAUGUGACUCUCGGGGAAGAAAAGCGAAAAGAGAUUCCCAACAUGGUGGCAUAUUUUCACCUAUCAUAUGAGCCAUUAACUUUGGAAAAUGUGGAGCUCCUAAUGGGAAGCGAAAUUAUCGAAGGAGAGCAUAACCCUAGUGGUAGCUCACUAGGGGAUAAUCAACAAGGAGAUGGAAGAAAGGACGAUGGGGUUCACAUAAGCUCAGUAGAAAAUAGCAAUCGUGGAAAACACUAUACGAAGGGAUGUCCAUCCAUGACAGAAGGUUACUCAGCUGGGGGGGAAGAGCACGAAGAGGGGGAAAAAAGAAACGCAGGAGUUGUAUCUCUUAAGAAGGAAGCAUUUUCCAAAUUUGUGAAGAAAGGUGAGGAGAAGAGUUCCCUUCACAUAGGGGAGACAAACCCUGUUGGGGGGGACAUAGAUAGUCACUCGAAUGAGAAGGGUGAACAUUCGGGGGAGAAAUUGGGUAUGAAUCGUACCUCUUUACUGGGUAGAGAAGGAACCAUAUCGUCAGGUGAGCGCUCGAAUGGGCUAGAUAAGGAUCACCCUGGGGGGGGAAGCAACAUGAAGGAGGAUAACCAAGACAUGGAGAGAAAGAAUAAAAACGACCGCAUAGAACCUCUUAGCCAUCACAGCGGUUGUGACGAAAUGGGCCGCCUAAACGAUGAGUCAUGUGGAGAGGAAGCAGACGAGUUGUGCCUAAAAGGGGGAGGAGCUGGGGGUGGAAAGUGCACAGCCGUGGAAAGUGACCAAAUGGGGAGAGCAAAACAGACAAGCAGUGAAAUGCCCCUAAAAUUUCAAAACAUCAUUUUAAGCAUAAAUGACGAAAUUAAAAGGAAGUUACAAAGAGGGACUGAAAAAGGUGAAAUUUUAAGUGUAUCGAAAUGUAAAGAAUCAAAUACAAGUGGGACUAAGUCUGAUUUUACGAAAUCAUUGAGGAGGAAUUUGCUACCGUGUGAAGGACAGAAGAGUGACGCAGGGGUAGAGAUAGAAAGAAGUGUUAAUAACAACAGAGCCAAUCUGCACAUGCAAAUGAGCACCAAUGUAGGAUACGUUUCUCUCGACAUGAUCGACCUGGAUAAAGCUAUGUAUGAAGGUCUCUUAAGUUGCAAAGAUGAUGAAGGAAGUUUCAUUCCAAGUGAGCAAAACGUAAAAGACAUAGCCAUGUAUGAUGAAAUUCUCAAGGGGGAAGCAAAAGGUAAUAUUAAUGACAUCUCCCCGUACAGCAUAAACAAUUGCAAUAAAUUAUUUUUUAGUAGAAGGAGCCAAAUUAGUUUAUUCAAAUCGUCUCAAGAGGUUAAAAAUGAAAUGAUGGGAUUUUUAGGAGUGUCCAUUUUUUAUUCUGUGAAUGUGGAGUCCCUCUUUCCAUCAGUUUCGUUAGUCAAUGAUGAAAAACUAGCAUUGUGGUUCACCAGAAGGAUGAGAGAAAAGAAUGUUAACACACAUGUCUUAGCCAAAUCGUACUGUAGGAAUAAUAACCCCUUUGGGGGAAGAAUCAAAAAGAGGUUGAGCUGUAUGGGGUACUUCACCCAGCCAGUAACCAUCAUGUUGUGCUCUCUAAAACGACAAAGUGAAUUUAAAAAUUUGAAGAAAAUAGUUUCAGCUGUUGUUCUAUGCACAUGUGAUUCUACCACCUUAGAAAAAAUUUUGCAUACCAUACCGGAAGGGAGUAGCAAAAAUUUUGGCCUUUGGACAGAGGCCUUGCAUAGGCUGGAAAGCCAGCUGGGGCCGAAGAGGAAAAGGAGUAUAAUUCGAAAGCUGUUGCGAGUAGGCGGAGGGGAAGAUGCACGGAAAGAUGACGCAAGGGAAGACGCAGGUCUCGUGAAUCCACGUGACAGUAACCCCUACGUUGAAGACUCUGAGUCAGAUGACGACAAUGACGAGGAUGAAGACCAAACGGGAAGGAAAAACAAACACGAUAACCAAUUUGAGUUGAAGACGUACGAUUUUAUGAAGGGAAUGAAUACCUACGAUGGUUGUUUAAGUGAUUCAUUUUCCUCCAAAGGAGUGGAGCAAUCAGACAGUACAACACAUACACCCGUGUCUUCUUCUCGAGGAGCCCUCACCCAAGAGAAGCAAAAUGAAGAAAAUUUCGAAACUUAUGAAGAUGAAGAAUUCUGUCUUUUCAUAUGUACCAUCCCAAAUGCUCACAAGAGGUUUCGCUAUCUACUACUGAUAGAAAAUUUUAAUUUUAUUUAUGACGAUCUGCUAAAGCAUAUUCACAACAAGUUAAUCGCCAUCGAGCUGAUAGCAAGUAAGCAUCUUCUCAUGAAGCAGCUUUUCUGCAACAUUUUAUUUUUAUGUAAUUGGCUAAAUGAGCCGAAAACGUACAGGUGGUUUCAGUGGGACACGGUUGUGAAGAAGGUAGAAAUGCUUCAUGGGUAUUUAGAAAAUGGGAGAAUAUCGAGGGAUAGAUGUAUGCUACUUCUUCUAGCGCAACACACAGGAGAAAUUUUCAGCGACAAGGAACUGCAUGAGUUGAAGAAGGUUAGCAGGUUUCACUUAAAGGACCUCUACGACAGAUCUAUUGAUUUUAUUAACUCUUUCCUGGAGUUGCGUGGAGAAAUGGGCACCACGGAGUUUGCCCGCAGCUGCUGCGUGGGGGAAGAGGCGGGGGAGGGUGAGGGAGAAGACGCUAUGGAAAAUCUCCUCAAGGACAAAUUUCUCGAAAAGGUGCAUCAGUUUGUAGAAAAAGUGUACGGGAAAAUGCUCCUAAUAAUUUCGCGCCUAGUCCUACUGAUAAAGCAAUACUUAGCACUUAUCAUAUGGUUAGGAGACAUCAGGCCAUUCUACCCUCUCUUUAGUUACGUGGAUGAAACGAGGAAGGUGAAAUACUCACAGGAUUUGUUCGUAAAUUUAGUGGCCUUCUUUGAGUCCUACAAUAAGUAUAUUAAUAUGAUCCAAAAGGAGAACGAAAUGGGUAAGAACAGCGAAAGGAAGAAACACGCACUGCUAGAUGGUGACACGGCCAGCUGUUCUUUCCGGCCGGGGUUCUAUUCGCCCACUUUGGAUGAUGCACCUCUGCAGGGGGAUAGGAAUUUGCGCGGAACGAACGGGUUAGAACAUGCCUGUGGAGGCAGAAAGGCGGUUGAUGGGAGUGCCGGGGGGGGGAAAAGUGGCCAUGGCGAGGCGGUUACCAAGGUGUAUAGCGAGGCGGUUACCAAGGUGUAUAGCGGGGCGGCUAACAACGUGCACGGCGAGGCGGCUAACAACGUGUGUGGCGAUUCGUUUGGCGAUUCCCCCAAAGCGUUAAACACAGAGGUUAAAAAGAGAAAAUCGCUAACGAACACCGUAGAUUACGCAUGCGAAGUGAAACGGAAAAGCGUGGAAAAGGAAAGGAGACGCAGGUCUGUUAGGCAGAGAAGUUUCGAUAAGACGUGUGAGGCGGAAUUUCAGCUGUCCGACUAG